Lindgomyces ingoldianus is the source of this 843-nucleotide messenger RNA. RefSeq lists its product as uncharacterized. Gene Ontology annotation, molecular function: protein binding. NCBI's taxonomy places the organism in Eukaryota, Fungi, Ascomycota, Dothideomycetes, Pleosporales, Lindgomycetaceae. The record is from RefSeq and is a predicted model, not a curated record. The transcript is spliced from 3 exons. Bases 1 to 843 code for a protein of 280 amino acids.
AUGUUCGGUAAACGCUCUUUUGCUAGUUCGAAAGAACGCUCGGGCAAGAUCACAAAACAGCCGAAGAGAUCGUUUCGCGAAGCCUCAAAACAGAGGCAGAUGAUCGAGAAGAUAGACUCGCGGAUGGACAGUCCGAUGAUGGAGAGUGUUUCCCCGAGUCUCACCUCGGCCAUCGUGACCAUAGUCGUUGGUUCCGACCAGCGACUGUUCGCCGCACACGAAGACGUCCUCUCCCAUUCCCCGUUCUUCGCCUCGGCGUUGCGGGACCAGUUCUUCGAGUCGUCCAAUCGUCGCAUCGAUCUGCCGACGGAGGAGCCCGAAAUCUUCUCCUGUGUUCUCGAGUAUUUGUACAAGGGAGACUACUACCCGCGCUUGGUCCAUGACAAGCGCCGCCAAACCUGGAUGCUCGAGGGUGCAGUGUCCUCGCCCGACCCCAAUAAAGGCGGCCGCGUAGCCGCCGUCGAGCCCACAAUUUUCCACUCCGGUGUUGGCGACGUCAUUCUCCGCGACACAGCCGUGUACUGCGCGGCGGAGGUGUACGGCCUCGAAGAGCUUAAGCGGCUCUCCCUGCGCAAGCAGGGCCUGCAGAGCGGGAUUGAGGUUGGCACCAUUCUGCGUAGUGCGAGGUAUGCCUACGAGAGCACACCGGACAGUGACUCACGACUACGCGCUCAUUAUCUAGCGCUAAUUAUCCGCAGUCGGAAGACGUUCAAGCGUAGUGGAACUAUGCAGAUGGAAAUGGAGAUUGGGGGAAAAUUGUUCUUUGACUUGUUUGUGGCCAUGUGCAAUCAUAUCGAUGAUAUCGUGGAUGUGACAAAUGCUCGCACCCCGAAAUCAAUCUAA